AAAAUCUAAUUAAAUUAAGCAGCUUCGUCGGUUUUUGUAAACCCCUUAUUUCUGACCGGAACAUUAACAAUUAUCUAGCUUAUUGUAUCGUCAAUUAAUUAUCAUCCAUAAAUGGCAACCACAGUCGCCACAGAUGAUGAAAAUUCUAGUGAAUUCAUGAGUGUUGGUCGCUUUGGUUUAGGAGUUUCUGUUCUUUAUCAGUAUCAAGGUUUUUGGGCUUUUGCUGAAGCAUUAGAAAAUGUAAAGGAUUUUCAACAAAAUUUUAAAGCUUUGGAUACUGAUAUAAUACUAGCCUCAGUACCCAAAUCUGGCACCGUUUGGUUGAAAGCAUUGGCCUUCGCCAUCGUGAACCGAUAUGGUCACCCUAUUUUUUCUUCUUCCCAUCACCACCCAUUGCUCACGAUUACACCUCAUGAUCUUGUUCCUUUCGUAGACUUUAAACACGUUUAUCCAUCUUGUAGUGUCCUUGAUUUCACUAAAAAUAGUAGCCAGCAUACCGAUCAUUAUGACUCUCCAUGCAGACUUAUAGCUACCCAUUUCCCUUACCCUUCUUUACCUGCAUCCAUUAAGGAUAAUACUACAAAUUGCAAGAUUGUAUAUAUAUGUAGAAAUCCACUGGAUACCUUCAUCUCUUUGUGGCAUUUUAUCAACAAAAUCAGGACAAUGCCGGAGAGCAAUGAAAGUACUAUCCCACCGCGAAACAAGAAAGAGAGUACCCCUUUGUUGAUUGAAGACGCUUUCGAGUUUUUUUGCGAUGGAGUUUCAGAGUUUGGUCCAUACUGGGAUCAUGUUCUUGGAUAUUGGAAAGCGAGCUUAGAGAAGCCUCAUAAAGUAUUGUUUCUGAAGUAUGAAGAUUUGAAGAAAGAACCGGAACCUCAAUUGAAGAACCUCGCAGAAUUCUUAGGUUAUGGUUUCUCUGAAGAGGAAGAGAGUCAAGGAGUGAUCAAGGAUAUAUUAAGUUUAUGCAGUUUUCAACACUUGAAGAAUUUGGAUGUGAAUAAAAAUGGAAUGGCUUUUAGUAACUUUGUGGCGAACAAAGACUUUUUCAGGAAAGGUGAGGUUGGUGACUGGAAGAAUUACUUGACACCAGUAAUGGUAGAACGACUUGCUCAUCUCACGGAAGAUAAGUUUCGUGGAUCAGGACUAGCGUUCCAAAACUUUAUUCCUUGAGAUAUUCGUGUUAUUGUAUUAUCCAUGGUCCAUCAUGAUCUGUACGCAUUGCAAGUUGCAACUGCUUGUGAUUCUUAGUUUGCUUUGGUUAUUCUCUUUGGUUUUACGUUGUGGGUCUCUAAGGAUUAUCUAUAAUCACGUUUUCUCAGCAUUUCGUAUUGUUGCAGUAAAAUUUGGAACUUUUAAACUGAGAAAGAAGUCACACAUCUAAUUUUAUUUCAGUGCAAUCAAGAUUCAUUUUGUUUGAGAAA
Molecule: messenger RNA, 1421 nt
Organism: Papaver somniferum (opium poppy)
Lineage: Eukaryota; Viridiplantae; Streptophyta; Magnoliopsida; Ranunculales; Papaveraceae
Product: cytosolic sulfotransferase 14-like
Exons: 1
Coding region: 112-1170 (352 amino acids)
Biological process (GO): sulfation
Cellular component (GO): cytoplasm
Molecular function (GO): sulfotransferase activity
Source: RefSeq, a predicted model, not a curated record